Saccostrea cuccullata (small rock oyster) is the source of this 911-nucleotide messenger RNA. RefSeq lists its product as uncharacterized. The record is from RefSeq and is a predicted model, not a curated record. The transcript has 4 exons. Lineage: Eukaryota; Metazoa; Mollusca; Bivalvia; Ostreida; Ostreidae. The coding region runs from base 180 to 884 and encodes 234 amino acids.
UAUUAUUCUAAAAGAGGUCAAGAGGUAAUUGUUAUUGAUUUAAAAUCCUUAUGUUACGAUGUACGAAGAAAAAAGAACUAGUUUUAAAUACUAUAGGUUCACGGAUUUAUCAAUUUCAAUGGGAGAUUCUGAGAUAUGAUACUUGAUACGACUCACCGCGACUACAAGGUCAAAGAAGUAUGGGAGCCGUAAACUGCUAUUAUAUAUUGGUGUGGUGGAUAUUUUUCAUUCCUCUGCUUGAUGCUGAAACGUGUUACUUUUACGAAACAGCCUUGGAUAAAAAUUUGAAUAGUUGGAGUACUUUCUAUUCUGUGAAUGAGAUAGAUUUCAAAGUUCGUUAUAAAAUUCAGCAGUCUUCAUUUUAUUGCUCCUUUGACCAAUAUUGUUGUCAAAAGGACUGCUGCUACAAGUACCAAAGCGAACCGGAGGAAGAGAGCGAAGAUAAUACAUCCUUUCCUACGGCUUCUGUAUGGGGCAUUAUUAUCGGUGUCGGGGUAGGAACAUGUCUGUGUGUAUACUGUUGUGUUAAAUUAUGCAAUAGUGACAACGCAGCUCAAACAUCUAUACCGAUGACUGUAUCCCGUUCUGACAAUGGAACAGUUGUUAUUCGUCAGAGAAAUCCGGAGGAAUCGGAUGCUGCAACUUUAACGCCUGUCUUUCCCGACGGACAAAACAUAGAGCGACACCAAGAAUCAGGUCUGGAGCCUGAGCGUAGAGGUCCUGGCAGUCAGACAGACCUUCGAUCGACUUCAUCUCCAAAUGAAUAUAAUAAUAGUUCAUCUCAUACCAUAGACUAUACACUACCCCCACCGUCAUACGAAUACGUCAUGUCACGUAACUUUCCUGGUAGUGAGAAUGUGCAUUUGAAUAAGCAAACGGAUUGAAUGGGAAGAUUUACUAUGCAUGGUUUA